Molecule: messenger RNA, 840 nt
Organism: Cavenderia fasciculata
Lineage: Eukaryota; Evosea; Eumycetozoa; Acytosteliales; Cavenderiaceae
Exons: 2
Coding region: 1-840 (279 amino acids)
Source: RefSeq, a predicted model, not a curated record
AUGUUUAGACUCUUUGCUUAUUUGAUGUUCUUCUCUGUCUUGGUACAACUUUCACUUGGAAAUGCUGGUUUCUAUGCACCAACCCCAAGACAAGCUUGUUCACCUGCUUCUCCAAAAGGAUGUAGUAAUACUGAAGCAUGUGUAUUAUCAAAUGCAGUUGAAUCCAAUAGAAAGGAUAUUGAUGUAACUGCAACCAAUACAUUCAAGAUUUACCAAGCCAAGCCAUACGCAUCAAAGAAUGAUUCCAACACUUUUACCAUCCAAUUGUUUGUUGACGGUCUCUCUUACACCUUAAAGACCGUUGAUCAAGACUCUAUUUCCCGUGAAAUUGGUUCAGUCUCUAUCCCAGUCCCAGCUCUCGACAAGACCAUCAUGGACCAAAUCGACUUUAAAAAGCCAGUUCCAGCAUACUACCAAAUGGUCUUUGACUCGCGUAACGGUGGUGGUGAUGUCUACUACUCGUGUGCCGAUGUCUUUUUGGUAAAGGGUGGUGUUCCAUCUAACAACUCUGCCACUACCGCCGGUGAUGUUCCACUCCCAACCCCGGCCCCAACUGCCUCUGCCACCUCUGGUUCUGGAUCCGAGGGAACUGCCGCUGCUACCACCUCUGCCGCCACCACUUCCGCUGCCACUGCUGCUGCCUCUACCGCCGCCACUGCCUCUGCCACCACCACUUCAGUUGCCACUGGUACCACUGGAGCUGGAGCUUCCACCACCUCUUCCACCGAGCCAUCACUCACAAGCACCACUGCCGAUGAAACCACUGGUCUCGCUUCAUCCCUCUCUCCAUUUGUUGGUAUGGUUAUGUGUGGUGUUACUGCCGUCGUCAUGUUUAUGUAA